Messenger RNA from Spirodela intermedia, 1943 nucleotides. The record is from the annotation of a GenBank genome assembly. NCBI's taxonomy places the organism in Eukaryota, Viridiplantae, Streptophyta, Magnoliopsida, Alismatales, Araceae.
AUGGUCAAAUUCUCGGCGGAGGAAGGGAAAAAUAGGACGGGGAAGCGCCGCUGCCUCCCCUCCUCGUCGUGUCCUCUGUCCGACAGUGGAGAGGAAGAUGGCGACGCCGGCGACGCGGGAGAGGCAGAUGCAGCGACCACAGGAGACUGGGAAAGCUCGGAGCAUUCCUCUGGAGGUGGAAAUGGGAGCUUCGACGGCGGUAAGGAGUCCGUCACCGUAACUAUCGACCUCGACGUCUUGGAAUGCCCUAUCUGCUACGAGAUCAUGGAUCCGCCCAUCUUCCAGGUCGGUGGAACCCUCUCUCCCUUCGUCUUUCUUCUCCGCCAUCGCUUUAUGAAAACCUAGCUCUCGUUGUCACCAUACAUGUCGGAGAAUCCAUGAAUUCUCGUAAUUUUAAGCGCCAUCUUGUGAAAUUUCUUGUCGUGACGCGCUCGCGAAGAAUCGCAAGGACUCAGUUGUUCAUUUGGGAUCUUAUAAUGGCAAAAUUUUCGGGGUCUUGAUGCCCACUUUUUCCGCAAACGAAACCAAGCGUAGUCAAUAAAGUCCUCGCGCACCUGCGACUUUCAUGAAUUUCAAUUGAAUCGAAUCCUCAUGUCCAUCAUCACGUAAAUACUUGAGCGUCAGACAUGCCGAUGCUUCGGAUUGAGGUGCGAUCGUACUGGUUCAGGGAAAUCUAGAGGUUAAGAUGGCUAGCAUCUUGAAAUCAAAGUCAGCGCUGUUCUUGGUUGGCUAUGCGGCCGUGAAAUGUAUUCAGAUUGGGUCAACGGAAUCCAGAGGAAUUUGUUGUGUGAUGGAGUUGCUUGUGCCAUUGAUUUGAAACUGAUGCUUGGGACUGGUCAACCAACAACGGCUCUUGCUCUGUGCCAGUCAUCCCACAAUUCUAAUCAUGCCUCAUUUUUUCUUCUAUUUAAUCUAUUGUAUCUUUGGUAGAUCUUGUGUCGGAAGUCAAAUAAAUAGAAAUCAUGAAGUUUCCUUUUCAAGGUAAAACUCCAGAUAAAUGAAGCAGGUUCUAUCACCAGUGGGGAGCAUUGGUUAUCAUUGUUUCGAGAAACUUUGAUAAACUGUGUGAUGACCUGAUGGAACAUCAGUGGGUCAACCCUAAAGUAAACUACUGGGUCUCAGUGGGUCAACCUAUGCAAAUGUUUGAUGAACAUCUUGAUUGCUCUGUAAUGUAUGCAAGUAAAAUGGUCUUACACAUCCAUCUUCGCAUGGUUUGACCUUUGGGUUAUAAUCAUUCUAUAAUGAUCUGAAUUUCUGAUCGUCUUCUUCUCCUGAUCUUGACGAUUUAGUGCCAGAAUGGGCACAUCACCUGCUCCUCGUGCUGCGCCAAGAUGAACAGAUGCCACUCCUGCCUCCUCCCCCUCGGACCGACCCGCUGUCUGGCCCUCGAGAAGGUCGUCGAGUCCAUCAAGGUCCCCUGCCCGUAUGCCGGCAACGGCUGCGGGGAGAUCGUCGGCUAUGCUCAGCGAGACGCGCACAAGGCGGCAUGCAGCCACGCGCCGUGCCAUUGCCCGAUCGCCGGCUGCGCAUUCACAGGAUCCGUCCCUCAGCUGGCGCGCCACUUCCGCAGCCUGCACGCGCACUGCGGGUCCUCCCUUCCGUACAAUCGAUCGCUGAAGCUCUCCCUCGACGACCGGGAGCCCUUCCACGUCCUCGUCGGGGCGGACGGCAUCCUGUUCCUUCUUCUCAACAACAGCAGCGCGCCGGUGGGGAACGCCGUCUCCAUGGUGUGCAUUGGGCCCAGCUCCCUGAAGGGCAGGUUCUCCUACCAGCUGAAAGCAAAAAGCGGAGAAAGCUGCGUCCAGUUCGAGUCGGCGGUGGCGGCCGUCAGGCGGCGGGACCAGCCCUUGCUUCCGCCGGAUUUCCUCCUGCUUCCACUGGGCUUCUGCGGUGACCAAGGGAGGCUGAGCUUGGAUGUCUCUGUGUGGGCCAAGGUACCGUGA